UUUCAGAUUCGCCCAACGAGCUGCUAACUCCCUCUAUGAAGAGAGUAAGGCUGCACUCCAUUUCACAAUGGCUUCCCUUGCUGCAGCAAAUGCAGAAUUUUGCUUCAACCUGUUCAGAGAGAUGGAUAACAAUCAAGGAACUGGAAAUGUGUUCUUCUCCUCUCUGAGCAUCUUCACUGCCUUGGCCAUGGUCCGUUUGGGUGCACGAGGUGACUGUGCUUCUCAGAUGGAUAAGGUGCUUCACUUGAAUACCGUCUCAGGACAUGGAGACUCUUCCAAUACUCAGCCAGGACUCCAAUCUCAACUGAAAAGAGUUCUCACCGAUAUAAACACAUCUCACAAGGGUUAUGAGCUCAGCAUUGCCAAUGGUCUUUUUGCGGAAAAAGUGUUUGACUUUCAUGAGAACUAUAUUGAACAUGCUGAAAGACUAUACAAUGCCAAAGUGGAACGGGUUGACUUCACAAAUGAUAUAGAACAUACCAGAUAUAAAAUUAACAAAUGGAUUGAAAAUGAGACACAAGGCAAAAUCAAGAACACCUUUCGUGGAGGCAGCAUAAGCUCCUCUGCUGUAAUGGUGCUGGUGAAUGCUGUAUACUUCAAAGGCAAGUGGGAGUCGGCCUUCUCCAAGAAUGACACUCGAAAUUGCCGUUUCAAGUCUCCCAAGUGUCCUGGAAAAACAGUCACCAUGAUGCAUCAAGACGGGAAGUUCAAUUUGUCUGUCAUUCAGGACCCAUCUAUGAAGGUUCUUGAACUUAGAUAUCAUGGUGGCAUAAGGAUGUACAUAAUGCUCCCUGAGAAUGACCUAUCCCAAAUUGAAAACAACCUGACCUUUCAGAAUCUGAUGGACUGGACCAGUCCAAGAAAAAUGAGCUCUCAGUAUGUUGAGGUGUUUCUUCCUCGGUUCAAGAUAGAGAAGAAUUAUGAAAUCAAACGCUAUUUAAGAGCCCUAGGGCUGAAAGAUAUCUUUGAUGAGUCCGGAGCUGAUCUCUCUGGUAUAGCUGCAGGAGGUCGUCUGUAUGUAUCAAAACUGAUGCACAAGUCCUACAUAGAGGUUACCGAGGAGGGCACAGAGGCCACGGCUGCCACAGGAAGCAACAUUGUAGAAAAGCAACUCCCCGAGUCUACGGUGUUCAGAGCUGAUCAUCCAUUCCUAUUUGUCAUCAGGAAGGAGGACAUCAUCUUGUUUAGUGGCAAAGUCUCUUGCCCUUGAAAAUCCAAUUGGUUUCUAUUAUGAUAGUCCCUACACCGUCAAGGAACCACCCCAAGUGGAUAGAUUUGAGUUUAAUUGGAAGCACGUGGUGUUUCCUUUCGUUUACUUCCUUCUAACGUUGGUCGGCCGAGGAUUUUGGUGACUUGACCCUUCUCAGACACCUGCUUGAUGAUCACGAUCUUGCUCUCAGCAUUUCUACCACCACCUGACUCAUCCAUUUCUGAUUUCAUUGUCUGUCUUCCCACACUCAUUUCUACCAGUAUCUCCCAUGGCCACUUGCACACAGAUCUGGGCAUAACAUCUGGAAAUUGUGGAGUGCUCCACUGGUAAUGACAGCGAGGAAGCAGCCCUGGGGAUCUUUUCUGACACUCUGUAGCUAUCACAGAUAUUCUAGUUUUAUUGUAAAUGAUCUGGGAAGUAAGCCCAGCUGCUAGAAAUAAGUGUGAAGCAUAACUUUUUCUUGCUGACCUAAGAAGACAUUAGAGCUUAGUUUAACAUAUCUGAUUUGAAAUCGAUUUCUAAUCUAGACGCUGAAAAAUAUGGAUUUGGGAUUGGGGGCCAACCAAAAUAUUUCAUUAAUAAUUUCAAAUGGAUGUCUUUUGGCCUUUCCUUGAUAGAGACCUAAUAUGUACAUAGUUUUUCAAAUAUUAAAUGCCUUUUAACUGUUGCCAGUUAUUUACAGUAUAUUAUUUCAUAUGCUAUGUAGUUUACAAGUUUUUUCUCUGUUUAUCAGAA
Ceratotherium simum simum (southern white rhinoceros) is the source of this 1945-nucleotide messenger RNA. Lineage: Eukaryota; Metazoa; Chordata; Mammalia; Perissodactyla; Rhinocerotidae. The record is from RefSeq and is a predicted model, not a curated record.